This is a messenger RNA of Sturnus vulgaris (Common starling), 10500 nucleotides long. The record is from RefSeq and is a predicted model, not a curated record. NCBI's taxonomy places the organism in Eukaryota, Metazoa, Chordata, Aves, Passeriformes, Sturnidae.
CCCUGUUCUUCAUCAGGGUUUUAGACCAGUUUAGAUGCUUUCAUUUCUCCUUCCCCAUAUACCUGCAAUUGCACUGGUCUUUAAUAGUGUUUAUUUGUAGAGAGAAGCCCACUGAAAUAUUGCAAAAUAAAACACAGUGAUGAGUUGUGGUUUAUUUACUCAAGCUUCACUGAUGUAACAAACCUGAUUUUAUGUUAAUAAUGACUCAGAAGCAGAGUUGGGAGGAGAAGCCAGAUCUUCUGAUUCCUUUAACCAUGCCAUAAUAUUUCUUCCCAUCCUUAGAUCCAACAGCAGUUCUCUGAGCUGGGGUACAGGCAGUAGUUCUGUGGCACCCUGAUGAAACAGCUGGCUGAAAAAAUAAUAAUAGUGCUUUGCAAGUUUGCAGAGUUCCAUUAACAUUUAGGAGCACGCUCAGCUCUGGUAGGCACUGUUUAUACCCUGUCUGUCUCUCCAGCCAGCAGGAACGCUGACCUGCAGAGUUCCUCAAGGAAAACCAGUUGGAAAGCACUUGGAGCAAUCAGUGCUAAGUAUGCACAUGAGUGUUCGAGGGAAAUGCAUGUUCAAAGUGUAGAUCGUAGAAAUCUGUUGAUAAAACAAAAAAAUUUUAAAAAUGAACAAAUAGUGUAAAGUGAAUGGUUGCAGUUCUCUGAUGUCUUCUGCUGGGGGCUCAUUCCAGAGCUGGUGCUCAGCCCAUGGGCAGUGCUGGAGGUGAGGCUUAUCUCACUACUUGAGCUGAAUAUGGAAAGGCUGUUUUAGCAUAUUGCCUCUGACAAAUUAUGUGGUAAUGUUGAGGCUCUGUUUUGCUAUUACUGCAGUUAUAUAUUAACUAUUAACUAUUAAGAGCUACAGGUAAGCCAUCUGCUGAUGUACCAGAGCUGCAUUUCUCGUCUGCAGAACUAUCCUGAUUUUGAAUCUAUCCCAGUGUCUUUCUUGUGAUUCUUCCUGAGUUUGUCUAAGCUGUACGUUGAUAGAACAUGCAAGAGAAAAGGGGAGAGGACAAACUAAGGUGAGUUUGAAAGUAAAAUGAGCAAACAAUAUUGCUAGCCUUGUCCUUUCAGAAGUCAAAAGCUACUCCCCUCCUCCCUGCAAUUAUAAGACUUAAUAAUACCAAGGUUUCUAUGGUUCAGCAUGCACACAGAUCGCAUUUCAGGUUGCUGUGCCCUGAAAGUGGGAGAACAGAGGGAGCAAAGGGAGGGAUAGCACUGUACACACAUUGUUGUACAAAACAAAAAUCUUACGUAACUUGCAAGAUCUCAGACUUUAAAAAAACAUGAAGAUUUACAAGGUUGACAAGAGUUGUCACAUAGGAGCAAUUUCUACUUGAUUACCACGUCUCUGAAGUAUGCUGACCUAAAGAACAGCCUACUCAGGAACCUGGUUGCCAUCCUCCCUUGCCAGGGCUAGUUACAACAGGAGCUGAAGCCAGUUGCCCCGAAAGCCAGAAAUGAUUUUUUGGUAGACUUGUUUUACCUGGGGCUAUCUGCAAGUGGAACAGAUCCUACCUGAGCUGGUCACACAUGGUAUGGAGCAGAGGGGGUUUGUCCUCUCUACAUCCAUAUUUGCAGAGGUAGGAAUUGGACAUCCUUGAUCCCUGACACAGGAAUAAUGUGAGGAGAGCUGAUUUGCAUCUUCUGCUGUAGCAGCACAGCCCAGGACUCUGGCUUUCCCCCCAAGAGCCUCCUUCCUUUCCCCAUGAGACUUCUGUACCCCUGGCUUUCCCAGCCCAGAGGGAGCUGCUGAACCAUGAGGGGUGCUUCCCCUGCCUGGCCCUGCCUUCCUAGUGCCCCUGAUCUGUGGGAUACUAGCCGGGGGAAAGAACAGUUCUCCUUCCCUGGACCUGGAUAUCCAGGCAGAGCCUAAACAAGGAACAGAGAGCAUUUCACAUGCAUUUGGAGAGCACUGAGCUCUCGGGCUUUUCGUCCAAGUUUUGAAAACCCACACAAUGUUCCUCUAGCAGAGCUGCCUCUGCUUUCUCAGCUACACAGAAAGGUGAAGGUGCUUCCCAGGACCCCACCAAGUCAGUCACCUACCAACUUCUGUCCUUGCUCUCUGAACCCUGCCACACUGGCUGUCCUCCCAUUAUCCUCCUCUGCCUGCUUCUUCCUCAUUCCCCUGUGCCACUUUUUAUGGGUUCACCAGAAAGGAGGGGAGAUUUUUCUUUCCCUUGUUUGCUUCACACCAUUACUCCCAUCUGUUCAUCCAGGCUCUUGGUUCCUUUGUUUUUCAGAGUCAUAUGGAUUUGGGUGCAAUUUACACUCUCUGGGAUGCUCCUCUGGACAGUGCUGGUGUGGGAAGGAGGUCUGGUUCACAGGCCAGCACCAGGGGUGGGGGAAAUGUGCAUCUUCAAAUUAAUCAUAAUUUUCUCCUCCAGAAAUGCUAAUGGGGGAAAAGCAAUUAAAGCAGCCUGGUUUUUAUUAAGUAAUCUGUGUUAAGAGCUUGUAAUGAAGUUUAGUGACAUUGUGACUCGAUAUUUCAGCUUCAUCGGUUUGAGUCAAAACAAUCCAAAGUGGGAAGGGAGCAAGGAAGUGAGCUGCUCCCCAGCAUCUGUAGUGCUGAUUCUUGUUCCAGCUCGUUCUUGCAGAUUUCCAGUGUAAUGCAUAGGAGACCACUCACUCUUUAUCCUUCCCAGGAUGAGAAAGGGAGCUUUAAAAUCUGCCACACAAACUGGGUGGCUUCUUGUUUAAAAUACCUGUUCUCAACAUGAGGCUGGCCAUGGCCCCUUGGAACAGACUUUGACUUAUUUUUUGGGGUAGUACAAACACUAAGUUUUCCAUAGGGAGCAAUGAGAGGACAGGGGACAGCAGAAGCGAGGUUACACUGAGGAGCAGUGAGACACCCCCAGCUGAGUGCUGCAAUGCCUCUGAACAGGUUCAUAAACCUUUUCUAAUGUCUGGAAAAGUUUUAGCUGACACAGGGCAAGGAUGGGGAUGACAUCUGCCAUUCCUGUCCUCUGCACCUCCAAGCCUGUGCUGGCUCUCCUGUGAACAGCACGGCCCUGUUACCGGGGUGACAAACUGCUGGGGGCUGUGAGCAGCUCUGGAAGCAGCCCAUCUCCUUCUCCUCUCCUUCCCCCCACUCCCAGAGAAGGCAAAAGAAAAAAAGGGACAAAGUCCCUUUAAAGAACUACAUGCCAAGCCUCUGCCGUCUUGUUUUAUCUGAAGUCCAACCGCAUGUUGUUCCAGGGCCGAUCCGCUUUAGCUAAUUAAUAAUCUGACAGGAGCCACCCAAGGGAUUAGCUGCUGAGACGAGCUAGACCAAACCCCCAGCAAAUGAGCCCCACGCUCCCUGGGGACUCAGAGAAUGAAGUGAAUUUAGAGCUAAAAACGAGGCAACAAACAAGGCCUUGAAAUCCCCGAAAGGUAGGAGAGACUUCAGACUGCAAUGGGCAGUUACUGGCAUUGCUGUAGAGACAUCCUGAACGACGUGUUGGAAAAGGAAGUGCACAGGACAGUCUUUCUGCAUUGUGAACAUAUUUGAGACCCCCAUGCAAAGCUGUGCUCUGUUCUGACUCCAAGUCUCCUCAGACAUGGCCGAGGAAAAUGCAUCUGAAAGAACUCUAUGCACUGACGCAGCCUCAGGAAAACCCGCAAUGGCUGCCAAGCGCAAAGGCGGCCUGAAGCUGAACGCCAUCUGCGCCAAGCUGAGCCGCCAAGUCGUCUUCGACCACGGGGGAGCCGAGCAGGCACGUGCAGACAAGGGGCCACAGCAGGAGAGCAGCAACAAGGACCUGCCCCAGCCUGGCACCAAAGAGCUGGGCACAGAGUUCUCAGAUGGACUCAGCCGCGUGCAGAAGAUCGAGGAGGACAAGAGGAGGGAGGUGAUCGAGAAGUGGGUGAACGGCGAGUACAACGAGGAGCCCUUGCUGGGGCGAGCAGAGGGCAAAGAAUGUAAGGGCACCGAGAGCACAGAGGUGCCCCCCGAAGGGGUUUACAUGGUGCAGCCCAAGGGCUGCAGCGACGAGGAAGAUAACGGGGACGAGGCAGAUGCUCUGAGGGGCUCACAGGAUGGCAACUUCUUGGAUGACAGGGAUUCAGAUGGGCCAGCGAAGGAUGAUGCCUACCGGUCCUCCAGUGGCGAGCCAGGCUCCAAGCUGGGGGCAGGAACCACCUCAGGGGAAGCUUCAUCACUGCGGGAUUACGCCGCCACCACCAUGAACGAGUUCCUGGGCAUGUUCGGCUACGACGACCAGAACAUGCGUGACGAGCUGGCCCGCAAGAUCAGCUUCGACAAGCUGAACGCUGCUACCUCAGAGGCCGCGGCCAGCGCCGCCCUGCCCGGCGACGACGCCGGCAGCAAGCGAGCCCGCUUCUCCAAGUACGAGGAGUACAUCCGCAAGCUGAAGGCUGGAGAGCAGCUCUCGUGGCCCAUGCACUUGGCCAAAUCUGAGGAGCUGGGCUCCAAGCUGGGCAAGGAGCCGUCCUCAGUGCUGGCACAGCCCAUCCGCGUGCCGGGCCCGGACGCCUCCAUGCUGACGGAGACCAAAGCCACCAUCCUGCCACUGCCCUCUCCCAGCAGUUCCCAGAUGCAGGGCCUGAUGUCACGGGCCUCCAAAUACGACUUCUUCAUUCAAAAGCUGAAGACGGGUGAGAGCAUCAGGCCACAAAAUGGCAACACUUACAAGAAGGCCUCCAAGUAUGACCUAGAAAACGUCAAGUACUUGCACCUUUUCAAGCCUGGGGAAGGAAGCCCAGAUAUGGGAGGAGCCAUCGCCUUCAAGACAGGCAAGGUAGGCCGGCCUUCCAAGUAUGAUGUGAGGAACAUUCAGAAGCUCACUCCAGUAAAAGCUCCAGUCCCCAGCCUGGCCCCUGCUUCCCUCGCCAGUACCCCCAGCAGCACUCCCGUGGCCGGGCCAGAGCAGUCCAUCUCAUUGCCAUUCAACACUCCUGAGUACCUGAAAUCAACUUUCUCCAAGACAGACUCCAUCACAACUGGAACAGUCUCUACAGUAAAGAAUGGAUUACCCACUGACAAACCCGCCGUCAGCGAAGACGUAAAUAUUUACCAGAAGUAUAUUGCCAGGUUCUCUGGCAGUCAGCACUGUGGCCACAUCCACUGCGCGUACCAGUACCGAGAGCAUUACCACUGCCUGGACCCCGAGUGCAACUACCAGAGAUUCACCAGUAAGCAGGACGUGAUCCGGCACUACAACAUGCACAAGAAGCGGGAUAACUCCCUGCAGCACGGCUUCAUGCGCUUCAGCCCCCUGGACGACUGCAGCGUCUACUACCACGGCUGCCACCUCAACGGCAAGAGCACCCACUACCACUGCAUGCAGGUGGGUUGUAAUAAGGUCUAUACAAGCACCUCUGAUGUGAUGACCCAUGAGAACUUUCACAAGAAGAACACGCAGCUCAUCAACGACGGCUUCCAGCGGUUCCGUGCCACCGAGGACUGCGGCACUGUGGAAUGCCAGUUCUACGGGCAGAAAACCACUCACUUCCACUGCAGGAGACCUGGGUGUACAUUCACCUUCAAGAACAAGUGUGACAUCGAGAAGCACAAGAGCUACCACAUCAAAGAUGAUGCCUAUGCCAAGGAUGGCUUCAAGAAGUUCUACAAGUACGAGGAAUGCAAGUACGAGGGCUGUGUCUACAGCAAGGCCACCAACCACUUCCACUGCAUAAGGGCAGGCUGUGGUUUCACCUUCACCUCCACCAGCCAGAUGACUUCCCACAAACGCAAACACGAGCGCCGGCACAUCCGGAGCUCGGGAGUGCUGGGCCUGCCUGCAUCACUCCUGGGCUCCAAGGAUAACGAGCAAGAGGAGUCCAGUAACGAUGACCUCAUUGACUUCUCUGCCAUGAGCUCCAAGAACUCCAGCCUGAGUGCCUCCCCGACCAGUCAGCAGUCUUCCGUUUCUCUCAUCGUCCCAGCUGCGCCCUCCUCUGUGGCUGAGCUUGCUUCCUCACAGGCCACCAAGUCUGCCAACAGCAUGACACCAGCCACAAAGAUCUCUGGCCUGCUUUCCCAGGCUCUUCCCAGCAAUAUACCCUUGGCCCUGGCACUCUCCAACUCAGCACUUCCUGGAACAGCUGGAUCCUUCUUCCCCAUCAUCCCCAGUCGGGUCUCUACACCACUUCCUGCCAGCUCGGCUAAUCUGAUGGCUGCUGGUUCUUCUGGCACCAAUCCAGCAUCAUCUGCUCCUGCAGAUUCCUCAUCCCAGGCAGUUUCAGGAUCUGGUGAGCCAGUGGCUACUUCUUCACCUGCUCCAGCAGCCUCUAUAAUGGAAAGGAUCUCUGCUAGUAAGGGAUUAAUCUCUCCUAUGAUGGCCAGGCUGGCAGCAGCUGCACUCAAGCCCUCUGUGGCACUUGAAGCAGGGAAUGGCCAACCAGCACCUCCUGGACGGUUCAAUCCAGUCCAGGUGAAGCAGGAACCUGCAGAGGCCAUGGGACCAUCACCUGCCACCAGCCAGGACCCCUUGCAGGAGCAGAGCUUGGACCUGAGUGUCAAGGACCAUGGUAAUGAAUCAAAUGGCCACACAGUCUCGGCAAAUUCAUCUCUUUUAUCCUCGCUUAUGAAUAAGAUGUCCAAGAGCAGUGCCAGCCUUGGCAACCUGCUGAACAUUAAGGCAGAAGGGGAAGGCAGCCAGGCUGGGGAGCCAACUCAGUACUUGGGCAAGGCAGUGAAGGCACUGGUCCAGGAGAAGCUCUCUGAGCCAUGGAAGAUGUACCUGCGCAGGUUUGGCACCAAGGAUUUCUGUGAUGCCCAGUGUGACUUUCUCCACAAGGUGCAUUUCCACUGUGUGGUGGAGGAAUGUGGGGCCCUCUUCAGCACCCUGGAUGGAGCCAUCAAGCACGCCAAUUUUCACUUCCGAACUGAAGGUGGAACUGUGAAAAGCAACUCUGAGUCUCCCUUCUCAACUGCUCCUGAGAGUAAAGCUUCACUGGCCCCUUCAUCACCAUCUGCUGCUUCUGCCACCAUGGCCAGUGCUCCUGCCCUCGACGUGCCCACUCCAAAUCCAGCUGCUAUGCCCUCUGCUCCCACACUACUUGCUUGGAAGCAGCUGGCUUCAACCAUACCCCAGAUGCCUCAGAUCCCAGCAUCAGUGCCUAACCUGGCAGCUUCACCCUUGGCAACGACUUCCCUGGAGAAUGCCAAGCCUCAGGUCAAACCUGGAUUUCUCCAGUUCCAGGAGAAUGAUCCCUGCUUGGCAACAGACUGCAAGUACGCCAACAAAUUCCACUUCCACUGUCUCUUUGGGAACUGCAAGUAUGUGUGCAAAACCUCUGGCAAAGCAGAAUCCCACUGCCUGGACCACAUCAACCCCAACAAUAACCUGGUGAAUGUGCGAGACCAGUUUGCUUACUACUCCCUGCAGUGUCUCUGUCCAAACCAGCACUGUGAAUUCCGGAUGCGAGGCCAUUACCACUGCCUGCGUCCUGGCUGCUACUUCGUCACCAACAUCACCACCAAGCUGCCCUGGCACGUGAAAAAACAUGAGAAGGCAGAGAGGAGGGCAGCCAAUGGCUUCAAGUACUUCACCAAGCGGGAAGAGUGUGGCAGACUAGGUUGCAAAUACAACCAGGUGAACAGCCACUUCCACUGCAUCCGAGAGGGCUGCCAGUUCUCCUUCCUGCUCAAGCACCAAAUGACAUCCCAUGCCAGGAAGCACAUGAGAAGGAUGCUGGGGAAGAACUUUGAUCGUGUUCCUACUCAGGUUAUUGGCCACACUCCAAGAAAUGAAAAUCUCCCCCAGGUUGGCAGCAUGGCACCCAGCCCAGCCUCAUCAGGAACCCCAGCUUCCUUUCAGGGACCCCCAAGCAUGAUGGACACUGAAACAGAAGAGUACAUGGAUUACACUGGCUGCAGCCCUGGGGGCAUCUCCUCUGAAUCUUCCAACAUGGACCGCAGCUGCUCCAGCACUCCAGUGGGCAAUGAAAGUACCUCGGCAGGGAACACCAUCACUAUGCCAACAGCCUCGGGGGCCAAGAAGCGUUUCUGGAUUAUUGAGGACAUGUCCCCAUUUGGCAAGCGCCGCAAGACCGCGUCCUCACGCAAGAUGCUGGAUGAAGGGAUGAUGCUGGAGGGAUUUCGGCGCUACGACCUCUACGAGGACUGCAAGGACUCCAGCUGCCAGUUCUCUCUCAAGGUUACCCACUACCACUGCACACGGGAGAACUGCGGCUACAAGUUCUGCGGCCGUACCCACAUGUACAAGCACGCCCAGCACCACGACCGUGUUGACAACCUAGUGUUGGAUGACUUCAAACGCUUCAAGUCUUCACUGAGUUGUAACUUCCCAGACUGUCAGUUCUCUGGCAAUAGCACACACUUCCACUGUCUGCGCUGCGGCUUCCGCUGCACCGACAGCACCAAGGUGACGGCGCACCGCAAGCACCACGGCAAGCAGGACGUGAUCAGCGCCGCCGGCUUCUGCCAGUUCAGCUCCAGCGUGGACUGCGAGGUGCCCGACUGCAAGUACAAACUCAAAUGCUCCCACUUCCACUGCACCUACCCUGGCUGCAAGCACACAGUGGUGGGGAUGUCACAGAUGGACUCUCACAAGCGCAAGCACGAGAAGCAGGAGCGGGGGGAGCUGCCUGCCAUCUCCCCCGGCCCCGAGGGCCUUGCCCACUCCACUCUUGAGUAUGACAUCCAGAACUCUUCCAUCAGCCUGGACAGUUCCCUCAACCUCAGCACUGACAACAACAGCUCCCUGUUCUUCCUGCAGAACGCGGCCGGCGUGGGGCUCGGGGACUCGCUGGACCUGAGCAAGAAGGCGGCGGAAGGCAGCGAGGGCCCGGCCCCGAGCAGAGCCGGGGCUGCCCCGCAGGACGGGAGCGCGGCGGCGCCCGCAGCCGCUGCCGGGGAGGACGAGGACGACUCCUCCCAGGAGGAUGAAGAGGACGAUGAGGAGGAGAUGAAUGAAGAAGAGGACGAUGAUGAAGAGGAGGAUGACGAUGAUGAUGAUGAGGAGGAUGAGGAGGAGGAAGACCUGAACACAGAUUCUGAAGAAUCGCUGCCGGACCCUGAAGGCCUGGCCGCUAAAGAAGAUGGAGAACCAGACGAGGGUGCUUCUUCCACAGAGCGUGGCGAUGCUUCCCGGCCACAGGGCGAGCCAGCCCUCACUCCAGCCCCAGCCCCAGCCCCUGCCCCUGCCCCAGCCCCUGCUCCAGCUGCUGCCUCAGCCUCCACUGCUGCUCCAGCAGCUUCUCCUUAAUCCCAGAGACAGCAACGGCAGUGGUUUGGUUUUUCUCCUACACAGAAUUACUGAGAGGACCCCGUACGAGGCAAGAACAAAGAUGGGGAUGGCAAAUGAAAAACGAACUCCGUGCCACAAACGAGAGAGAGGAAGGAAGGAAACCCCUGCUCCUCCCCAGGCCCCAGAAGAGAUCAGCUGGCAGCAGGACUGGUGCUGCAUCACUCCAUCCUACAGAUCCCGGAACCGGGGGCAGGAUGCAGCGAGAAAUGCCCUUUCUAUGGACAUGAACCCUGAGGGCACCCGCUGCUUUUCCUUGCUCCCUGCACGGUGCGUGGGGCCUGUGCCCAUCUGGGGACCCUUUUUUAUGGGCGGGGCUCUAUCCCCCCAGUUUUCUUUCUGGGUUUUAUUUUUCCAUGUUUUCAGUUGUACGAUAAUAAUAAUAAUCUCCACUUCUUGGAGGGGGGUGGGUGGGAACAAGAGGUAAUGAAUUUUAGAAAUAUAUAUUUGUGUGUGUGUCUCUCUAUAUAUAAUGUACACACACACACACAUAUAUAAAAUUAAAGGAAUUGGUGUCACAAAGACAAGUAGCUCAGCUUUUGCCAGUGGGAAGGAGGGGGUGAGGAGUGUGCUCUCUCUCUCCACCCUUCCCCCUUCUUUCUCCAGCAUUAAAUGGCAUCAGACAGCCAGGGUGGGAGUGGGUAUUUAUUGUCACAUAAAUGAGGAUGCAUUAAUGAAUGAGCAGGGGUGGGAAUGGGACACUCCUCUGUUCUUCCAGAUCCUUUUUACUGUUAAUGAUAAUAAUUUUGAAUGCUAUUUAUAUUGUAAAAUUUUCUCAGUCUACACUUUCUCUGUAGGACACCUCUCCUCAUCCCUGCUGUUCUGACUGUAGGGAUUUAGCUGAAGUAACCUGGGAAGAACAGUUAGUUCUAGCAGGCAGUUUAAAGGGUCUGUCACACUGGAGGACUGGGGUUACUCUGCCAUCCAGUUCCAUCUCAUCCCAACCCCUCGGUGCUUCCUCUCUGUGGAGGGUGAGGCGUUUUUGUGGUGCUUCAGUAUCCCCAUCUCAGGAGCUGUGAGCUGCCCCAGGUGCAGCACAGGGAGCACCCAGCUCUCACAGGAGCGUCCUGGUCACUAAAGCAGCCUUGAGAAAGGGCCCAGCUCUGCCCCGGGCAGUCGGACCGGGACAGGUCCAGGUGGCAGCGCUGGUCCCCAGCCCUGUGCUGCAGACACGGCGCUGUGUGACGGGCACGGAUCUCAGGUGACUCUGGCAGGGCACGCUCUGAGCCCCCUGGCGUGUCCUGCCCGGCUCUGGGUGGGGAGGGGACAGCCCUGUUCUGCAGCAGGACCGGCUGCCCAGC